UUCGUUUCGUUUCGUUUUCGCGGUUAAAUAGCAGCACGAUCGCGCGCAGCCACGAAUCGAGCGAAGCGUAUCAGCUCGGCCAACGAAUCUGUGUCAGGCUGGGGGGCUGUAAAGUAGCGCGAGGCUUUGCCGAAUGCAAGUGCUCCAGUGCUCGACCGUCCUCUUUGGUAGGUGGUAAGAGCGGCGUGCGCGGUUCGCACUGCCGCAGUACCGCCGCUAAUAACCGUUCGUCCGCCUAUCUUUUUCUUUACAAACGAUUCGGUACGGCCUACUUUUAAUAAUAAUUCCGUGACCGAUCAUCGAUCACCACGGGACCACUAUCAUGAUUUCGUAUCGCACACGACUCACCAAACAGCGUGCAAGGAUGCCCAACGGAAUUUCCUAUCGAAAAUAAUCGAGGAACAACGACGGUACCGAUCAACGAUGACAACGUUGACAACGAUGAAGACAAUCGUUAAGCGAAACAACGACAUUGAAGAAAAGUGAACAAAAAAAAAAGGAAAAAUCGUUGAUCCCAGGUCCAGGGAAGAUAAGAUGCCGAGGAGACGCGGAAACGAUCGCGUUCGAUAAUAGUCUCUUUUUGGGAACGCGUUCAACCAAUUUAGUGAUAGUAAAAGGAACGAUCGAGGCUGCUCCUAGUGCGUCCACCUAGAUUCGAGACUCGUUUUGAUUUUCGCCGAUCUUUCGUUUCGAUCGUUCGAAAGAAAAAAUUCGCGACAACGACGAGAGCGGUAUACUCGAGCAUAAACGCGAGAUAAUUCGUUCGUCGAGGAGGAUCGUUCGUUGGUGAACGACCGCGUACGGAAAAUAUACGAAGAACAUCGAGAGACGGGCGAAAAGGCUCGCGUAGAUGACCCGAUCACCGUUAAAUAAGAAAAAUUCAGCGUGGAUAACAAAAUAAGGGGCAAGAAAAGGGAAAAAGCCGCUGGUCAUUUAUUUGGAGCGACGACGAGUGGACAAGAUGUUCAACCUGUAUCAAAACUUGAACAAAAGGGACGACGAUCACAAAGAAUCGGACGUCACCGGACACGACAGGUUUUGGCAGGAACGGCCUAAGACCCGGCGAAAACGCCGAGCCGUUAAUCGAAGAACUCAAAGCGCCAUCGAGCUCGACUCCGAGGCAAUCGUCUCGGCACGAGGAACUCUUCGCCGCGGAAGAAGCGCGAGUAUCGAGGACGAAGAUAGCGACGAAGAAAAGAGCUACCAGCUGACCAAUAAAAUCGACAAUCUAGCCAAAAUAUUAUUCAGUCGCGUGUCCGCUGCACGGGGUUGUAAGGAGUCGGACGUCAGAAAUGGAAAACACAAUUACACGGCGUUGGGUCAUGGACCAUCGGUUUGCGAGGACGUUGGCGAAUACAUGGAAAUGGAGAAAAGAUCUAGGGAUCGUGCCUUAUCAGUUUGCCAGGCUUAUAUUCGAAGAACGUCACGCUACAGUCUCGUCAAGCAGUUAAAUAAUCUCGGCUCUAGAAUGGACAAGCACUGGUUCACGGUGAGAGACACUUCUCUAAAGACCGAUCGACUAAUCACCUUAGCUCCGCUAAGCAGAAACUGCUCGUUGAGCAUUUCUCCUUUAACCAAGAAUAUUCUGAACGACUUGUUCUUAGCCUUGCAACAUCCGUACAUAUGUCCUAUAUUCGAUAUCGAUUUUCUCGAGUUCGAGAGUCAAAACUACGUGAUAGUAGUGCAGCCCAUCAGUCAAGGUAGUUUAAAAGAUUUAAUCUACGGGAUCGAAAGAACCGGUUGGAACGAAGAUUGGAGUCAAAAAUACGCUUCUCGCGGCAAAGGACUUCCCUUACCUCAGAUUCAACAAAUGGGCCGUCAAGUGCUGGAAGCGUUAAUUUUUUUGAAAGAAAGAGGAUUUCCGACCGUGACCCAUUUACAUUCCGGCAACGUAUUGGUACAAAACGGUGUCGCACGGCUCGCCGGUCUCGAGAACACGCUCCUCGGUUUCACCAGUCGCAUACAUCCUGUCAUUACUUCUCGAAUUUCUCAAACUAUCUCGAUCGACAUAAUAUGCUUCGAAUUACACGUUUGGAUAGCACCGACAUCGAUGCGACGGCUCUACACAGACCGCAUACAGUUUGCAAGAAUUCUUUACUCGAUGAAAUAUACAACGAGCUUUCAAACACGGCUGUAUAAUUGUGGGAACAAAAUUUAUUUGGUCGCGAUUUUACAUUUAGAAGAUCUAUACGUUUCUUUACCGAGUGCCAAACGAUUACUUCGAUCUUUAUUCUUAGCAGUUGUGUAUAUCUAUAAUGAAUUUAUUAAAAAAAGAAAGUGACAAUAAAAAAUUGGAAAAACAAAACAUGCCCACGCACACACACGCAUCAUACAAACCCAAAUAAUUUUAUUUCUUUCUCCGUUCAGUUAUCAUCGUAUUUUUCUUUUACCAAAUUUUCCUUACUUAUCAACUAGGAAAUCAUUCGGUGACAGAAAUUUAUUCUUACAACAUAUAACCGGCUAUACGAUUAUGCUGUCCUUGAAGAAAGAAAAGUACAAAAUGUCCUGCCGCUCUGUUCCUCUUCCUUACGUAUGCACGUAUCCACACACGAUACGUACAACACUGUAACUUCGAUGUAAACAUACACGAGUUACGAUGUUAUUCGUAUUAGAUGUCGGUACACAGCAAGGUCGGUAGAACAGUCGCCCGCUAUUAUUUGCCAACUUCUCACCCCGGAACAGGAAACGAGAGCUAUCUUGCUUUAAGUUUCUUUUAAAAGACAAAAUAAAAAAAGAAACAGCUUGCACGCGACCGUACAUCACAAAAUAUCAUUGAAUGAUACAAAACUUGCAGAUUCACCUGUUUAUGCAUAGGUAAUGUAAUAUUGAAAAAAAAAGAAAAAGCCAAGUUAUCUAUCUGUAUAAAUGAAACGAACUCUGUCUUUAAAAAUAUUAAAAAAAAAUAAUAAUAAUAAUAAUAAUAAUAACUCGGUACAUUGAGCAUACUGUUACCGAUAUCAGGAUAAAACGAUUCUCCCGUUACCCAAAGGCCAUACCUUUCUCCUGUCGGUUCUGCUUCGUCAAUAACGACCGACCAGACGACAAA
Messenger RNA from Megachile rotundata (alfalfa leafcutting bee), 3046 nucleotides. It is a transcript of the gene Slob, whose product is annotated as Slowpoke binding protein. Gene Ontology annotation, molecular function: protein serine/threonine kinase activity; ATP binding. Gene Ontology annotation, biological process: protein phosphorylation. Lineage: Eukaryota; Metazoa; Arthropoda; Insecta; Hymenoptera; Megachilidae. Gene Ontology annotation, cellular component: cytoplasm. The record is from RefSeq and is a predicted model, not a curated record.